Molecule: messenger RNA, 1822 nt
Organism: Drosophila mojavensis
Lineage: Eukaryota; Metazoa; Arthropoda; Insecta; Diptera; Drosophilidae
Exons: 4
Coding region: 870-1625 (251 amino acids)
Source: RefSeq, a predicted model, not a curated record
AUUUCGGAAGAUUCACGGUAGCUCUUAGUAGGAAAAUCCCGGCUAAAGUACUCUUACAUCUUUCUCGUAUUUCGGUGGAAUUAAAUGGAAAGUCUAGCAUAAUAUAGGUGAGUGGUUGGAUAAUUUGUACAGACUUAUUUAUAUCUUACCAUUAUAUAUACCAUUACAAAUUAUAUUAUAUCAACCAUUUGUGUAUUAUAUUCUCUCUAUGGGAACUUUGAAGUAAUUUUGUUCUAUAUCUUUUAAGCUCAUUAUAUCAUUGUAUUCGUUUGAUACAAUGAUCGGACAAAACAAUAUACAUAUAUUAUAGUUCUAUAAUAAAAUUUACACUGAAUAAUUAAAUGAUCUAGUCAUUCUAAUGAAUGGUAAUUAAAUGUAUUCCUUAUAUACUACAAUUCUGCAUGGGCUAAAGAAGAAAUUAGCUUGAGUAUUUAAUUUAACUAAUGGAAUUUAGCUUGACAACUUUUAGCCUGUAGAAUAGAGAUAUAAGAUAUGUAAAAUAUAUGCGUAGGCCUAAAUGUCUUUCAAUUCACAUAUAUUUAGACGCUGUCUACUAACUCCCAGUCAAAUUAUCCAUUGUAUUGUAUCGUUCCACAUGUCUUGAGUUGCAUUAGAAAGAAAUGAGAAUGCAUCUUGGGUCUCAAGUUUCAUUAUGUUGUUAGUAGAUGUUUAAGGCAAGGUCGAAAUGUUAAUUACUUGACUUACCGUUAAGUUUUAUAGACUUUCCGUUAUCUGAAUACUGCGUAUAGCACCAGUCAAUGCGUAUACGUGCUAAUUGAGGCAACAGGUAAAUGUAGGAAACCUGCCAAAGCACGUGAACUUUUCUCGCACCUCGCACUCGAGAUUGUCACGGGAACAGGUCUUCAGAGAUGCAAUCGAAAGCGUCGAAACAUAAACAGCCUAACGCUCGACCGGAGAGCACGAGACGAGCGCACAAAAUGAACAUAAUGGGCUUGCUCGUAAUAUUGCUGCUGGCGCUGGACGCUGUGCAGGCAGUGGAUGUUAAUUUGACCACUUGGCGUCAGCAUCGCAGGCAGAAGCGUUUUCUGAUCUACGAGGAUGGUGGCAUUAUAAAGCUGGUAACCGGCAUCGCAUUUCCUGUGAACUUGGACGAAAAGCACGCCUGGCGUCAGCUGAUCUGCCUGAUGAACUUUCACUAUCAAUUCCCAGAGCCAACUUCUCCCAUCUACUGGUGGCAGCUGUGGAGACAUCGCAAAGGUCGCAGAGAUCACAGAGAUCACAGUGAUCUUAAGGGUCCCCUUCAAUUAACCAAAGAGCAGCAGCGGCAGCAGAAUGCUUCUCAUGCGCCCCAAGUGGAUGCAGCACAACAGUUUCUAUACGAGCUCGCCUUAAAGUACAUGAAUCAACGCGGCCAAGAUGGCAAAGCCUGCCUCCAGCGUUUGAUUUGCGAGAACGGACAGGUGCACGAGCACAAUGGGCUCUAUGCGCAGCUGCUGCACCGCUUGCUCAAACCCCACAGAUCUCUGCCCAAACAUUAUCUGGAUGCCUACAGCAUGGGCAGGCACGGCGUCAACUGUCGCCAGGCGUUUCCCACAGCUGUGCACUGCGUGCUGGAUGAUUAUGUGCAUGUCCAUGAGCGUGGCCUGACGCAGAGCUAUGUCUAGGGUCGUAAUUCGGAACCCUGCCAAAGACAUUCGCAUAUGUAGUAGGCGCUGGUUGCCCGUUGGCUAGGGAUAGACACUUUAAUGAGCACUCAAUUAAAGCUUAGGCAUUUGAGUAACAAUUAUAAAACUAAGGUCUAAUUAAAGCAAUGCUAAUUUGUUGUACAAGCAUUCGUGAAGCUCACGCCAGCCCCACUUAA